Messenger RNA from Adineta steineri, 1101 nucleotides. NCBI's taxonomy places the organism in Eukaryota, Metazoa, Rotifera, Eurotatoria, Adinetida, Adinetidae. The record is from the annotation of a GenBank genome assembly.
AUGCUUAUUCGUCAUCGUGGAUGGCAACAAAUAGUAAAUACAAAAACAAAACGUUCAACACCUAUUUCUGUACUUCGAUGGACACUUCUUCGUCAUGUAACUCAAUCACUUAAUGAAAUUAAUGAUGAUGAAUUAAAGAAAAAUAUUCUUCGUGAAGAAAUGUCUUGGUUAAAUCAAUAUUGGGCUCAACCAACACCAAAAUCUGAUCUAAGUCUAAAAUAUUGGCAAAGACUUUUUCUUGUUAAAUCACUUGAUGUUCGACGUGAUUUUUAUGAAUAUUUAUAUGAUGAAGAAGUACGAAAAGAACGUCUUCGAUCACGAAUGGAAAAAAGAAAAGAAAUGGUAGCAACUAUGUCAGAUCCUAAUCAAUAUGAAUCUCUUCAUCAUAAAACAAUAUUUGCUACAUUAGAAACGAAAUUUAAUCCUCAACGUUUGUUUGAUCUUUAUUCAUUAUCAAGAGCUGCUCGAUUAGGAGAUUUUUUUGUUGUUGAUGGUGGUUUUGAAUAUGCUCAUAAUCGACAUUCAUAUUUUUCAGCACUUAUUCAAAGAGUAUUUCGUUGUUUUAAAAAUAUUGAUCGUUUUCAUUCACCGGCAUAUAUUAUAAUAAGUGAUUUAUCAGAUAAUUUUCAAACAUCACGUCAUCCGUUACCACAUGAACAUUCAACUUAUUUUCAAGGAACAAGAGAUCAAUAUAUUGAUUUAUUUGAUAAAGAUCGUUUAGUUUAUUUAACACCUGAUUCACCAAAUGUAAUGACACAUUUUGAUCAUAAUGCUGUUUAUAUUGUUGGAGGAAUUUAUGAUGAUCAAAAUAAAGAACCUUUAACAUAUGAAAAAGCCGUGAGACAAAAUAUUCGUCAUGAAAAAUUACCAUUAGAAAAAUAUCUGACAUUUCAUACAUCAUCAAGUAAAGCAUUAGCAUUUCAUGAAGUUUAUAAUAUUUUGUUAACAUUAAAACAUACAAAUAAUAAUUGGAUAAAAGCAUUUCGUUAUGUACCAAAAAGAAAAAUUGCUACACGAGUAGAAGAAAAUGGUGAAAAGGCAGAUGAGAUUGAAGAUGAAGAUGAAGAUGAAGAUGAAAAUGAAAACGGUGAAGUCAAAUGA